This is a messenger RNA of Tremella mesenterica DSM 1558, 1630 nucleotides long. RefSeq lists its product as uncharacterized. NCBI's taxonomy places the organism in Eukaryota, Fungi, Basidiomycota, Tremellomycetes, Tremellales, Tremellaceae. The coding region runs from base 322 to 1506 and encodes 394 amino acids. Gene Ontology annotation, molecular function: hydroxymethylglutaryl-CoA lyase activity. The transcript has 4 exons. Gene Ontology annotation, biological process: L-leucine catabolic process; ketone body biosynthetic process. The record is from RefSeq and is a predicted model, not a curated record.
GCAUCUUGGUAUGGUCGGUCGCUUCCAGCUCGUAUUGGAAUUGGAGGGUAUGGCCUGACAUUAUCGAGUCUUGUAAUCGGACAACCCAUGUCAUAAGGAUGACCCCUUCACCUUUGCGACCGACACUGCCUACUUCCUUUCUCUUCCAAUCGAACAGCGUCGUCGCCAGCCUCCUGAUCCCUAAUCAACCUCAACCACAUCGAAAAUCACGAGGGAAAAGUCGUAUCUCUUCUGUCAAGAACUUCAUUCGGCUAUCUCCUUGGGCGAUAUAUACCUCCCCGACUGACACUCCUUUCUUCUCUUUCUACCUCCGCUAGCAUCAUGAUACCCUCCAACUCCCUUUUGCCACCCGCUCGUUCACUCAGCAUGUCAGCACCGCGACCCAUUAGGAUGCUUCCGCGACGGGCGAGUUUGGGAACAUGGCGUACGCUAUCUACCAUGGUACAUGCUGCUCAACAUGAGACCGGUCGUGACUUGGGACAUGCUGGUAAUGGGAGGUAUAUCCGGAUUGUCGAAGUUUCACCAAGAGAUGGACUGCAAAAUCUUCCACCUCCAGCUGUAUCAACUGAAAUAAAACGUGAGCUGAUAGAACGGUUGUUAUUGGCCGGGUUGAAGAACGUCGAGGUUGGCUCUUUCGUCCGACCGGAUCGUGUACCUCAAAUGUCUAACACUGCUACAUUGCUACCUACCCUACCAUCACCUUCAUCUCAUCAUACACAUUUAAAAGAUGUCCGAAUCCCAGAUGAUGCUGGUAUCGUCCAUUAUCCUGUUCUCAUACCCAACAAACGUGGACUCGACACCCUAUUGUCCCUGGAAGCUCAUGCCAGGGAGAAUCACCGAGAACGAUUGACGGAUGAGAUUGCAAUGUUUGUUUCAGCUACUGAAGAAUUUUCAAGAGCGAACAACGGCGCAUCUGUGGAGAAAGUCUUAGCCUCUCUCCCGUCAGUAGUGGAGAAAGCCCUUGCCAACGGGUAUAGAGUACGGGGAUACGUUUCUUGCGUCAUGUCUGAUCCAUAUGCCGGUAAAACGGAUCCUAGAGUGGUAGUACCUGUCGUUCGGAGAUUGUUAAAUUUGGGAUGUUACGAGGUCAGUUUGGGAGAUACGACAGGAGAAGGUAAUCCGGAAGCAUGGAGAGUGUUAUGGAGGACUCUACAAAGCGCCGGCGUGCCCAUGCACCAAAUAGCCGCUCAUUGUCACGACACAUUUUCCAUGGCCCUUCCUUCUAUCCUUGCCCUUCUGCCGUUAGGGUUGAGAACGAUAGACUCAUCUUUGGCUGGAUUGGGAGGUUGUCCUUAUUCUCCAGGAGCCACGGGCAAUGUUCCGACGGAAGAUGUGGUAUAUGCGUUACAUGAGAUGGGAUAUCAGACAGGAGUGGAUUUGGACAAAUUGGUCGAGGCGGGUAAUUGGGUCAGUGAGGUUUUAGGGGUGAGGAAUGAGAGCCGAGUCGGGAGAGCUAUGUGGGCUCGACGGAGGAAAAAGGAUGUAGAAGAGGGGACCGGAAUAUGAGUGUUGAUUUCCCAUCAAUACUUUGGUUCUCUUUGUUGUACGUAGACUUAAUGUAGAUUUCCGUCAACCUUUAUUCCUGCAUCCAAGUAAUUACAGAUACUUGCAAUGCAAUCAUACGCGUAAU